AUGCUCAGACAUGCGCUGCCUGUGUCCCAGGGCCAGGCCUUGCCAGCCCCAGGGACAGAGGCACCCUACGCGGGCUCGCGCAGACUCGCGCAACGAUACGAGUACAAGGGCACUUCCUUUUCGGGCAUGGUGGAACUCCAUCCUCAGCGCCUGCUGACUCGGGAGGAGUUCAAGACGAACUUGCUGGCAGCACCAGGCGUGCUGAAGGUCGUGGACAAGAGCUCCAAGACCUCGCAGGGCAACCGAGGCGACCACGUCUUCGAGCAGAACCUGGAAGUCCACCUGCACCGCGAGCCCCAUGCCCAGGGCAGGGGAAGCGCCUGGAAACAAGCAGCCGAACAGUCGGCCAGGCUUUGCCAGCGCGACGGCCCAGAGCACUCGCCGCCUUCUUACGCCGGGCUGGACCAGGAGCCCGCUCGCAGGCUCACAUCCGAGAUGUGCGGGCGCCUCGAGGAGGUGCAGUGGGCCACUUGCGUGGUGUGUUGGCGGGCCUGGUGCGACUUACCCGCCGGCUAUGAGUUCUCGCGCACGCAGCAGGGCUUGCGGUCUCCCCAGGCUCCGUGGUUCGACUCGUCCGCGAGCGUCAUCACGAGAGCCCGUAAAAAGGAGGCAGUCAACCAGUGGCGCCUGGAGGCAUCGGGGUCUGUGGAGGAAGCGCGCAACUUCCUUGCAGCCAACGCGGAGCACGAGGCUAUCGCCCGCCGUGUGCACGAACCUGAUGGGAAACGGGUGAUGACGAUAUGCGCUGGCUGCCAUGCCCAUCUCAAUGAAGACCACGUCCUUCCGGCACCUGAAGAAGAGAUGCGCCUGUGCGACUACGUCGUGGAUCCUGUGUCGUGCUCGGCUACGCCCGACGGCCCUGCCAUCGCGCACGAGCGAUUUGAGGGUGCCUCUCCGCCAGGCCUUGCCAGCGACGGGAGUGCGUGCUCCAGAAUGCUCGGGUUCAGCGUGCACGAGUUCGCGCACCCGGUGGCGGCGCUCACGGACCACGAGGAAAUUGUGCUGGGUUUGGUCCACCCGCUCGUCCAGGUGCAUACCAUUCCUCGCACCGGGCAAUUGGCUCACGUCGGCCACAUCUGCAAUUUCCGGCAGAUGACCAAGUUUCUGACCAGUCUGCCAAUCAUGCCCGCCGACAUGCCCGUGGUGCACGUUCGCCCUCGCAAGUACAAGGGUAAGGCGGGUGGGCGCGCGUUGUUCAAGGUGGGCGCGCGCAAACUCAAAGCCGCUUUCCUGUGGCUCAAGGCCAACAACCCGCACUGCGCGAACGCGGAGUGGCGAGGCGACGCCGCGGAUGCGUGGGCCGGAGACGACGCGCAGGUGGGCGCCACCCGGGAGGCCGACGACGACUCCGCGAAGGUCCCGCCCGUCACUCCAACGUGUUUCGAACGGUGGAUGGGGCUCGCCGUCUCAGAGGCCGCGGCAGGUGAUUUCGGGCAUGCCAUCGGCAAGCGAGUCCGCGAACUCCUUCUGGAAGGGGAGCCCGUUGACGCGGAGCCAGACUCUACCGACGCACCAGGUUAUGACGCGCGGGGGCGGGCUCGGCGCCUCGUCGCCGAGGUGUUUGGCCAGAACGUGUACCGCGUGGCCACGUCUCUAUCGCAAGACAUCAUCGCGGUGGCUCUGGCAGCGCGCGGCAUCCUGGAUCUGGGUCUGCCGCAGGGGGGAGAACCGUCCGACGCGCUUCGGGCCAUCCGCUCCCUUGACGCACAUGACUGCCCGGUGGACCUCCAUGUGUUCCGCGCGGAACUGGAUGCAGCGAUGAUGGAAGAGUGCGGCGAGGACCCCGAAGUCGUGCGCACCGGAGCCACCGCGUCGGCCGAGGCGGGGGAUGACGUGGGCCUGCGAGAAGACGUGGUCCACUCGCUCGCAGGCGCGGCCGAGGAGAUCCCCGGACGGCGAAACGAGGCGCCAGGCUUUGCCAGUGCGCGCCCCGCUGCGGACCCGCCUGCAGAGGACGCGUCGCACGGCCACGGUCGGAAGCUGAAGUAUCCGCGCGUGGACCCGCCCGACGUGGAGGACGAGCCCAGGCAGGCCGUCCGGGAGGACGCGCCGGGGUACAUAGCGAAAGCUUUCCCGAAACUGUUCUCGCACGGGGUCGGCGGCUACCAUGGCGACAGGGGCGGCUUGCGCCGCGCGCUUCGAUUCGAGGAGUGGGGCCAGUGCGCUAUGCUGUGGAACGACGGGCGGUUCAUGCGCCACACCAGGUUUCGCUACUGGCUCCUGGACACCAUGCUCCGAGUUAUGGUCGCGGGCGCCCAGCGGGUAUUUUUCUGCGCCAAGAAAGCGUGCCAAGACUACACGCUCGAAUCGUUGAUGGACAAAGGCGAACGGCGCGAGCUGGUGCAGCAGAUGUCGACCGUGACGAACUUGAUCCCGGGAUCCAUCGGCGAGAGGCGCAAGAUGCGCCAGGAACUCGAGGCCAUAGUUCACCAGAUCGAAGCGGAGACGGCCGACUUCGGGAUGAACGGCGGCGCCGGCAGGAUCCCGUCCGGCUUUUGUACGCUGACCUGCAGCGUGUACAAGUGGGCACAACUACACGCCACGCUGUUGAAGGCAUGCCCUUCCGGUGACGCCGACAAUCCCGCGUUCCAGACAGGGAGGCCGCCAUGA
This is a messenger RNA of Prorocentrum cordatum, 2610 nucleotides long. Lineage: Eukaryota; Dinophyceae; Prorocentrales; Prorocentraceae. The record is from the annotation of a GenBank genome assembly.